CGAAGUAGUAAACAAUGACUUCCCUGGCUCCGCCUAUCGUACGGCAGCUCGCUCCGCGCGGAAGUUGUGCUCGAAGGGUUGUGGGAUGUCCGUGUGUGGAGUGCAAACAGUGUAAAAAAACAACAUUAUUUUGCUGCAUUCCCCUCGGAGGACUGUAAUUCUGCUACAUAAAUAGGAUAACGCGCUUCAAGCAACAUGCUCGGUUGUGGCAUGGUGGAGAGGCACAGACAGGUUCUGCGGAAACGUUCUGCAAUCCUUUGCAAGCAAAUGGUGGUGGACGAACUGCUCCUUCAAUGUCUGCAGGCAGACAAGAUCCUGACUGAGAACAUGGCCGAGGGCAUCCUGGCAGAGACAACGUCUCAGAAGCGAAGCUGGCGUUUGCUCAUUCUCCUUCCCAAGCGAGGCCCUCAAGCCUUCGAAAGCUUCUGCACAGCUCUGAAAGACACCGAGCAGGAACACCUGUGUGAGCUGCUCACACAGGGUUUUCUUCCUGAGGAGUCAAAGGAACAAGCAGAACGACAGCUCAUGCAAACUUCAGAGUGGAGGAGAGAGAGGUAUAGCGACUCCUCUCUUCCACUUCCCACCCAGGAUGAAACUGCAGCCAAGCGAGCAAGAAUGCAUGAGUCCAUGGAGUUCAGUCUGGAGUCGGACAGCCCCCUCACCACCCCUGUGCUCCCUUGCACACAAGAUUUCUACCUCUCUCACCGCGAAACGUCAUAUAGAAUGACUUCCUCGCCACGUGGCUUAGCCUUGGUGAUCAGCAAUGUGACAUUUGACCCGUGCACCGCACCUGACCUCGACACCAGGAAGGGAGGCGAGGUGGACGACGAGGUCCUCAGGAAGGUCUUCACAGAGCUGGACUACGUGGUCACGGUCCACAGAGACCUGACAGCUGAGGACAUGAAAACCUGCAUCGAGACAUUCCGCAGGCGUCCAGACCACCGCACAAUGGACAGCUGCGUGCUGUGUCUACUUUCCCACGGUGUGGAAGGAGCUGUGUAUGGCACAGACGGUCAGCUCUUGCAGUUGGAGUGGGUGUUUGAGGCUUUCGACAAUGCACGCUGCCCGCUGCUGCAGAAUAAACCCAAGAUGUUUUUUGUCCAAGCAUGCAGAGGAGAUGACCUGGACUCUGGAGUGGAGCAAAUAGAUGGGCCAGGAAGGACCAGCUCACCCAGCUGUGAACAGCGGGAUGCUGGGAGAGAAGGGACAGAGGACGCUGGUUCCAGGCAGGGAGGAGAGUUAGGGCUGCCAAGGAUUAAACUCCCCCAGCGGUCCGACAUGAUCUGCGGCUUUGCCACUCUCAAAGGUCAGAGAAUUUGCACGGCGGCCAUGCGCAACACCAAGCGAGGAUCCUGGUACAUACAAGAGCUUAACACCGCGUUGCGCCGCCGUGCUGCAGACACACACCUGGCAGACAUCCUGGUGCAGGUCAACGGGCGGAUCAAAGAGCGCGAGGGUUAUGCCCCCGGCACAUCCCACCACCGCUGCAAAGAGAUGUCCGAGUUCACCAGCUCGUUCUGCAAAGACCUCUACUUCUUCCCCAAACACCAGCCCCACUUUUCCUAAUGCACUUACACACUCAACACACACACACACCAUUCCUGCCAGUGUGCGCACACAUUCCCUCAUUCAAGCAUAUGACUGCCACACACACACACGCACACGCACGCAUUCCAGCGUUACAAAGCACUCUCACUGUCAUCCAGACUUGUAUUCAUUCACAUUUUCUAUGUAAAUACUGCCUCAGCAAAACUGCACUCCGAGAUGUUGCAGGAGAAAAAGGAAGCUUAUGCUAAUCGACAUGUUCAACUUCUUGGCAUACAAUUCCGCCACUGUUAAUCCUCUCGCAUUGGCGGAAUUUUAAAAUAUGGUUUGUACACAUAUGUCAUUUUUUUGUGAUUGUGAUUUUAUAGGAAUGUGAGGUUAUUUUUUAGUCACGCCCUUCUUUUAAUGUUAAAGUUGUUGUGUAAUUGCAGUGACUAACAGCAGGGGGCAGCAUUGAGCAAUAAGGUUAGUGUAGUUUUUUUUUGUGUCU
Molecule: messenger RNA, 2035 nt
Organism: Entelurus aequoreus (snake pipefish)
Lineage: Eukaryota; Metazoa; Chordata; Actinopteri; Syngnathiformes; Syngnathidae
Gene: casp2
Product: caspase 2, apoptosis-related cysteine peptidase
Exons: 12
Coding region: 196-1566 (456 amino acids)
Biological process (GO): regulation of apoptotic process; proteolysis
Molecular function (GO): cysteine-type endopeptidase activity
Source: RefSeq, a predicted model, not a curated record